Molecule: messenger RNA, 1643 nt
Organism: Engraulis encrasicolus (European anchovy)
Lineage: Eukaryota; Metazoa; Chordata; Actinopteri; Clupeiformes; Engraulidae
Product: GTPase IMAP family member 8-like
Exons: 3
Coding region: 66-1643 (525 amino acids)
Molecular function (GO): GTP binding
Source: RefSeq, a predicted model, not a curated record
GAUUGCAAUGUGAACUUGAAAAGCUUUCUUUACCCAAACAUCUGUUUCAUUAGUCUGAUUUAAUUAUGUCUGUGAAGUACUUAUUUGUUUUAUGUUUGACAUUGUUGGAUGCAACAUCAUCAGGCAAUCACUCAACAGGGGAGUUGAGGAUUGUGCUGCUGGGUAAGAGUGGAGCAGGAAAGAGUGCAACAGGAAACACCAUACUGGGCAGAGAGGAAGCCUUCAGGGAAGAUCUGUCAUUCGAGUCUGUCACGUCAUCGUCUAGUGAGAAGAGCGGCGAGGUCUCUGGCAGGAAGGUGCUCGUGGUCGACACCCCGGGAUUGUACGACACAUCCAAGACAGAAGAGGAGCUAAAAAGGGAGAUCGAGAGAUGUGUCAACUUGUCCGUGCCUGGGCCUCACGUCUUCUUGCUGGUGAUUCGGCUGGGGGUGAGGUUCACAGAGGAAGAGGAAAAUGCAGUGAAGUGGAUCCAGGCCAACUUCGGCCAGAGAGCAUCACUGUUCACCAUGGUGCUGUUUACUCAUGCGGAUGAGCUGCACGGCAAGCCUCUUGAAAGCAUCCUCCACGGCGGUCUCCGCACCUUGAUAGAGAGCUGUGGAGGUGGAUGCCAUGCCUUUGACAAUGCAGAGAGAGACGACAAGACGCAGGUUGAAGAGCUGCUGCAGAAGAUAGAUGCGAUGGUGAGGAGGAACAGAGGAGAACACUACACCAACUGGAUGUACCAGAAGGCACAGAGGGAGAUGAGAGAAGAGGAGGUUUCAGGGGAGUUGAGGAUUGUUCUUGUGGGGAAGAGUGGAUCAGGAAAGAGUGCAACAGGAAACACCAUCCUGCAAAGAGAGGAAGCCUUCGCUGAGGAAAUGAACUUCAAUUCGGUCACAUCUGCAUCACGUCAGGAAAGUGCAAUCGUUGAUGGAAGAAACGUCACCAUUGUUGACACACCUGGAUUGUUUGAUACAAAAAAGACUGCAGAAGAGCUGAAAAGCGAGAUCGAGAAGUGUGUGAACUUGUCUGUGCCUGGGCCUCACGUAUUCUUGCUGGUGAUUCGGGUAGAUGUGAGGUUCACUGCGGAGGAGGAAAAUGCUGUGAAGUGGAUCCAGAAUAAUUUUGGUGAGAGAGCCGCCCAAUUCACCAUGGUGCUGUUCACCCGAGCUGAUUCUCUGAAAGGUAAAACAUUGGAAGCCAUAUUCAAUGACAAGAUUCUUCAUCUGAUAGGAAAUUGUAGUGGUCAAUAUCAUGCUUUCAAUAACAAGGAGAAAGAUGACAAAACUCAGGUGAUGGAGCUUCUACAGAAGAUAGACAUCAUGGUGAAAGAGAAUGAGGGGAUGCACUACACAAACGCCAUGUACCAGGAAGUACAGAGGAAGAUGAGAGAAGAGGAAGAGAAAAGAAGGCAGGAGGAGGAGAAUCGCAAAGAAGAGCAUUAUGAGAAGAUUCGAAAAGAGGAACGAGACAGAUGGGACAGAGAACAGGAAGAAAAACAGGCAAAGCGCGAUAAGCGUCGUUUGGUGUGUGGAACUAUUGGGGCAGUUGCCGGGGCUGCUCUGGGGUUAGCUUAUUCACUGUUUGCAGGACCUGUGGGGUUUAUAGGAGGGGCAUUCACAGGAGACAAGCUUUCAGAAGAGCUAUGUUACUGGGCAGCUUGA